AUGACUUCAUCAGAGAAGAAACAAUUAAUCAUCAAUGCCUUUACAAUGCAAACACCAUCCCACCUGAAUCCAGGCCUAUUCCGACAUCCAACUGACAAGGGUGGCGAGUACAAAAACAUCAAGCAUUGGAUCUCCCUUGCGCAGAAACUAGAAGAUGCCAAGUUUCAUGGCAUUUUCUUCGCCGACGUUCUGGGCGGUUAUGAUGUCUACAAGGGACCUGAAAAUCUAGACCCAACCAUUCCUGCUGGCGCCCAAUUUCCCAUCAACGACCCCCUGUACAGCAUUCCCGCCAUGGCAGCUGCGACUGAAAGUAUCGGCUUCGGUGUAACUGCAUCGACUACCUAUGAAGCACCCUACGCACUCGCCCGACGAUUCUCGACAGUCGACCACCUCACCAAUGGCCGUGUCGGGUGGAAUAUUGUUACUUCUUACCUUGAUUCCGCCGCGAGGAACUUCGGUCUCGACACCCAGGUCGAGCACGACGAGCGCUACCGCAUUGCUGAUGAAUACCUGGACGUUACAUAUAAGCUCUGGGAGGCGUCGUGGAGAGAUGAUGCCGUGACAUGGAGGCAAGAAGAUGCAACAACCAAUGGCCCUGCUCCUGGUCAACGGUACGCAAAUCCACGUGCCGUGCGCCAGAUUAAUCACAAGGGAAAGUACUUCCAGGUCCCUGGACCACAUCUGUGCGAGCCAAGUCCGCAGCGGACGCCGUUUAUCCUGCAAGCCGGAACCUCGACAGCGGGGAAAGCGUUCGCUGCUAAGCACGCCGAGGCGAUCUUCUUACAUGCACAGAAACCAGAGCUGGUCCGCCCGUCUGUGGAUAGUAUCCGCGAACAAGCUGCUGCGCUAGGACGCAACCCGCAAGAUAUCAAGGUGAUUGCAGGAGCACUUGUCAUUGUUGCAGAGACAGACGAAGCGGCCAAGUCCAAGUUUGAUGAAUUCAAGAAAUAUGGCGAUGAGGAAGGUGCUCUUGCGCUCUUUGGUGGUUGGACUGGGUAUGACUUGUCGACUUACACGGACGACCAAGACUUCCGGUUUGUGGGACAGCCUGCCGUGCGAAGUAUGGUUAAUCACUGGGCCAGCACAGUGCCUGGCAGCGAGGGUAAGAAGUGGGACAAGCGGACUAUUGCUGACUACUUGACGCUGGGUGGUAACGGUGUGAAAAUCAUUGGCAGUGUCCAGACGGUAGCUGAUGAAUUAGAGCGAUGGGUGAAUGUCGGCGAUGUGGAUGGCUUUAAUCUGUCAUAUGCUACCAUUCCCGAUACAUUUGAUGACAUUAUCAAUCUAUUGCUUCCGGAGCUGCGACGGCGUGGGCUGUUCUGGGAUGAUUAUGCUGUGAAGGGAGGUACCUGGCGCGAGAACUUCUAUGGCAAGAAGGGCCAAAAUCGUGCUCCUGAUAGUCAUCCAGCUGCGAGAUAUCGCUGGCGAGCGGGAGAAGAGGUUCCAUCCUACUCAUUGACCGAAUCGCAAUGA
This is a messenger RNA of Penicillium taxi, 1473 nucleotides long. Its product is annotated as LLM class flavin-dependent oxidoreductase. Gene Ontology annotation, molecular function: oxidoreductase activity, acting on paired donors, with incorporation or reduction of molecular oxygen; monooxygenase activity. The record is from RefSeq and is a predicted model, not a curated record. The transcript has a single exon. The coding region runs from base 1 to 1473 and encodes 490 amino acids. Lineage: Eukaryota; Fungi; Ascomycota; Eurotiomycetes; Eurotiales; Aspergillaceae.